AUGAUCAUCAAACAAUUGGACGGACGGCGACCGCCUCUUGCUGCGCAUCUUGCGAGACUGUACUGGCACUGUCGGGUGCUAGCCGACUACUGUCGAGUGGAGACAUGGACACACCACUACCGCACCUACAACAAAAUUGCUGAUGCCCUCGCCAGCAUGGCGAUGUAUACACACGCGAGCAAGCAGCUGGCCGACACCGGGCGGGGUCUGCCGCCCGGGCACUGGGACAUCGCCCUUCAAAGCGUGAAUCGUGAUAUCGGUGAGUGGCAAAUUGGGAAGCCUCAGCUACUGGAACGAAUUGAUAGGACUGGUCAUCCUCAGGAGAGACGGCACAAUCACAGCUAA
Phytophthora sojae is the source of this 345-nucleotide messenger RNA. RefSeq lists its product as hypothetical. Gene Ontology annotation, molecular function: nucleic acid binding; RNA-DNA hybrid ribonuclease activity. The transcript has a single exon. Lineage: Eukaryota; Oomycota; Peronosporomycetes; Peronosporales; Peronosporaceae. The record is from RefSeq and is a predicted model, not a curated record. The coding region runs from base 1 to 345 and encodes 114 amino acids.